Molecule: messenger RNA, 891 nt
Organism: Pocillopora verrucosa
Lineage: Eukaryota; Metazoa; Cnidaria; Anthozoa; Scleractinia; Pocilloporidae
Source: RefSeq, a predicted model, not a curated record
UUCGUAAGACGUCGAGAAGAAGUGAUCUUCCCAUAAGACAAGCUUGGAAAACAAAAGGUUUGAUCCAUCAUGUCCAUCAAGUUGUACGACGCGAGCGGUUUGAGCCGGGAGUUUUCAGAUUCAGAGAAGAACCUGAAAAAGGAUGGUAUUUCCUUCGUAAAAGCCGUUGUUACUUCGGGAACCUGGAUCUUGUACACCUACGCAAACUACAAUGACGCACAAUAUGGUGGUGACCCAACUAACUACAAGGUUCUCAAGCCUGGACCAGAUGUAAAGAUCUCGAGUGUGAAUGGCUCCAUGCUCCUCGUUCCGGGCGAGACAGAAGGAGUCGUUCUCUUCAAGCAUAGCUUCUACGGUGGAACCAACAAGUGGUUUAAAGAAAGUUGCCCAGAUCUGAACCCCUUUUUCCCAAUCGGGAAAGUUGGAGGAGUCUCCUCUGCCAUCGUGUUAUCCAAGAACAUGAAGUUUGAAGCCUUCACCAAAACCAAGUAUCAGGGCUUGCAACAGCAACUGGAGCCAGGCAAAUGGUAUGCAAGUCCAGACGACAUGAGUUUCCCCAACGACCGAAUGGAGAGCCUCCGCACGAUGUGAGAUGACCAAUCUGACCUGGCUCUUCGCUUGCAUUUCGUACCAGCUUCUUUCUUUUCUUUUCGUGUUUUGUUUUGUUCAUUUGUUUUUUUAGUUUUUGGCCUUAUUGUUAUCUUUUGAUUAAGGAAAAGUUAGCAAAAUAAGAUUUUGUCAAUUUAGCUCAGCACUUUAAGUCAUUAGAGAUGAGUGAAAUAAAAGAAGUUUGCUGCAAAAGGUUGGCAUUUUUAUUUUUUAUGAAGAAAGAGCUUUUUUUAGGCGAAAUGGAUGUGAUCUCACCCUAUGGAUGUGUUUAGUAUUGAAUAA